AUGUCGCAUGUAGACACUUUUAAUCCCCACACGGCGCUGAAACACCUCGAAGCCAUCACGACCAUCCCACACCCAUUCAACUCACGAGCCAACACUGACAUUACCAAAAAAUACCUCCGCGACCAGUUCCGAGAGCUGCAGGAGGAAGCGAUUGCGCUGGGGCGACGGAACGUCCGAUAUGACGACGGAGCAGGAGACAAUUCGACGUGGGUAAGGCGAUACAAGACCCGACAACAGCGGCGCAUGGAAGAAAAAGGACUGGUCGAGCCUGUUGACGAGAACGAGGUGCUGCUUCCAGAGAUUAUGGAGGUAGUGGAGAGCGACAAUAUGGUGAUGUGGAUUGGGGGUGUUGUACAGUCCAUGGAAGGACAGGUACCCGUGCGUGUUGAGAUUGAUGUCGACCAGGAAAGUCAAACAGCACUCUUGGUGUCUGCUCACUUUGAUUCGGUGUCGACAAGCUAUGGCGCAACAGACGAUGGGGGUGGCGUGGCGGUGGCCUUGGCAUUAAUUCGACACUUUAUCCACCACCCCGUAGAGCAUACGCUCAUCUUCAACAUCAACAAUGCCGAGGAAGACGGUUGCCUCGGCGCCGCAGUCUUCAUGGGCGCCCCUCCCAACAGCACCACAGAGACAGGCCAAGGCCAUCCAUGGAAGAAAUAUGUCAAGGCCUUUAUCAAUCUCGAGGGAGCGGGCUCAGGAGGACCUUCGCUCCUGUUUCGAGCAUCCAACUCGGAUAUCGUUCGCCAGUAUGCUGAUAACGCACCUUUCCCACAUGCAUCCGUGUUUUCCAACGACGUCUUCCAACUCGGACUCAUCGACAGUGACACCGAUUAUACCAUUUAUACCCAACACGACAUACCAGGACUGGACAUUGCCUUUUAUCAGCACCGGUCCAUGUACCAUUCCACCACCGAUUAUUUACCAAUCCAAUCCCUUUAUCACAUGGGAUCUAACGUCCAGGCCACCAUCGUCGGCCUCUGCAACAGCCUCUACCUGGACGAACUAUCUGCCGAGGCUGAUGGCAACAAGAAACUCUCGCCCUUCUCGCCUCGCUACUGGUUCUCAGGAAAGGGCAUCUUUUAUGACAUUCUCGGACAGUACAUGAUCUUAUCAGAGCUCUGGACUGCCCUCCUCGCAAACUUUUUGUUCCUUGGACUAGGCCUUCCUAUGCUUGCUUUUGUCACUAUUUCUGUGGGUCGAGCGAUUCGGAGGCGCCAGAUGAGUCAACAUGUCCCCUCUCGAAGUUCGGAGCAGAGUAUUGCGGCCCCUCGACGUAGCGGAGUCGAUUCGCCUACCUCCUCAUUGCUGGGCGACUCUGAUGAUGGAUACACGACUUUCUCUCCACGGUUGCCUCGCAACCAUGCCCACCAACGAGCCGCCAUCGCACGCCAGUAUUACGACGUUCCAAAGCGCAUUGCAGUACUCAGAACGGUUGCGCUUGUUGUCUUAGUGGUUGCGCUGGACCUCGGAGCAGUCUUUGCCGCCUCAAAAUGGCAGUGGAACAUCAAUCCUUUGGCCCGGCACUCUCAACAAUGGCUCGUCUUGGCAGGAUUCAGCGCCUUGCUUGCCUUUGUGAACACUCUGGCGGUGUCAUUGUUUACACUUGUUGAGUCAUUGUUGUUUGGCCCGCUUCCCAUCGUACGGGGAUUCUCACAGUGGAUCAUCGCACUCGGAAUGUGGUGGUGGUUAGUUGUUCUCGUCGUCGGUACUGGAGUUGCUGGAUGGGCAGGAGCUGGAGCGUUUUACGGAACAACAGUUCUAUCAGUGUGCUCUGCCGGGGCAGCGCUGAUCCAAAUUAUCCUCAACUUUUCGAUCCCGGCAGAUGGCACAGAAGGGGCAGGAGUUGGCUGGAUUGUUGUUCUAGCAACAAGUUUGCUUGUCCCAGGCGUCAUUCUCUCGGACUUAACUGUGCUUGUAGCGCAUAUGACAUCGCAGAGCCUGAUCAGCUCUGAUGGCGGCAUUAUGUAUAUAUUGUAUGGGUUACUGACGAUACCCAUCAUGCUGCCCAUGCUGCCGAUCAUCUCUCGUGGACGAAACUUUAAGACUGCACUGUUGCUCGAGCUCGCUGUCCUCGUCUCCAUUACUUGGUUUCUCUCGCAAGUAGAUCCAUUCACCGACGCCUACCCCGCCAGCCUCCAUUUUUCGCAGUACUACAACCAAACAGCAAACACCUCUUAUGUCGAUCUUCGAGCGAGCGGCGGUACAGGAUUUCUCCAACGCCUCAUCCAGGGUGUUUCCACUCUUCAACACGGCACUUAUGGCGGACUAUUUAACUCGACCUGCACCCCCAUUCCCAUCGAAGGAGAUCUUGACGAAAAGUGUCAGUUUGUACCGAACCGACAGGUCUUUGAGGACGACGGUCGUGAUUCUCCUUUGCGAGUGAACUGGAUCUCCAAGCCGACACUGGGUGCAGAUGGCUGGCGCGAAGGAAAGAUUCAAGUCUUGGCCCUGGAGUCGCGGUUCUGUUCAGUCCGACUUCCCAAGACGACACCAGGGCACGAGACACAGGUUUGGAUGGAGCGCACGGAUGUUCCUCUGUUGGAUGUCAACCAUCGCCCAAAGUCUCUGUAUCUUUACUUGCGGGAGUGGAACCGCCCCUGGACGGUGCAUGUACGUGUGAAGGAGCAUUCUACAGCAGGUUCAGGAAUUCACGAUACAGCAGCAUCUGGCGGUCAGAGUCCUUACAGCGUCCCCUUCCGAGUAUUAUGUGGAUAUGAAGACUGGAGUUCGCACAAGGCCUAUGCAUCGACCUAUAACGAGAUCUCUGCGCAUAUACCCUCCUGGAGCAGGAUGAAGAGCGAGUCUCGGCAAGGACUCUUUAGUGUCGGCGUUGACAUGAUGCUCUAG
Molecule: messenger RNA, 2847 nt
Organism: Linnemannia hyalina
Lineage: Eukaryota; Fungi; Mortierellomycota; Mortierellomycetes; Mortierellales; Mortierellaceae
Source: the annotation of a GenBank genome assembly